Molecule: messenger RNA, 983 nt
Organism: Paramuricea clavata
Lineage: Eukaryota; Metazoa; Cnidaria; Anthozoa; Malacalcyonacea; Plexauridae
Source: the annotation of a GenBank genome assembly
AUGGCUAAGUUCAAGAUUCCUGAACCAAGUAAGCUGGUGGGUGAAACACAAACCGAAGUUGUGUUGAAGAAACUUGUACAUAUGAAGCUCCUUUUCCCACUUCUUAGUUUAUUUGCAGAAGCAAUCCUGAGCUUGCCAAUAUCAAACGCCUGGCCGGAGCGUGGCGGUAGCGCGAUAAAGAGAAUUAAAACAAGACUCAGGUCUCGCCUCUCAAAUAAAAUGCUAGAAAGUCUACUUCACAUAUCCAUAAAUGGCCCUGAAAUUUGCACAGAAGAGUGCGAUCAGCUCAUUCGGGAGGCUGUUCAGCUAUGGCUCGACAAGAAAAAAACGGAUAGGAGGAAGUUACCGAAAAGAGCACCAGGGUUUGUCUCUUCACACAGGAAAGUGUUUGUGAGCACUGGUACUCAGUCUGACUCUGAACCUAUGUUGCGGGUAAAAAAAACUGCCGAUUUCUCAAAUUUUUUAUUAAGUAAAACGUUAUUUUUUAGUGUAAUAUUGCUAUAAAAAAUUUAUUUCAUAGACAAUGACACUCACUGACUGUCUGUUGCAAAAGUAUUUGCUUAUCACAAGUUAUAUAAUUAUCUAUCCAAAAUCAAAUAUGUAAUGGUCCAGUUAACGAACUGCUAAUGUAGUAUUAGUAGUCUGUACACAUAUAUACAUGAUACUUCCUAAUCAAUAUCUUCUUCAAUUACUUCAAGGUGGAUUCACUUUCGGUAAAUGCAGAUGGUUCACCGAAGCAGAUAGAGGUUGACCUAAAUGAGGAUCCAGAGUCUGAUCCAGAUGGUGACCUUGCUGCUAAAACUGUUACGGACAAAGCAGCCUAUGUAGACCCCGCUGCUGGAAUAGAUAAUGCUGCUUUGAAUGACACGCAGAUUCUAUUUUUAAUGAACGUGUCCCCAGAUGAAUAUAACGACUGCAUAGAAGAUAAUGAUGAUCUUUCUGCGAACGAAUCUGGAUUGUCGGAUGAAGAACUAGAGUUCUAG